Messenger RNA from Mercenaria mercenaria, 1369 nucleotides. Its product is annotated as universal stress protein Slr1101-like. The coding region runs from base 415 to 1014 and encodes 199 amino acids. NCBI's taxonomy places the organism in Eukaryota, Metazoa, Mollusca, Bivalvia, Venerida, Veneridae. The transcript is spliced from 4 exons. The record is from RefSeq and is a predicted model, not a curated record.
CUUCCGUAGCGGGUUAUCAAUCAGCGAUUCAUUAUAAAUCUCUUGUUCAUUUGAAAAUAUCUAUAGCAAUAAACAGCUCUUUAACAGAAAUGUGUGUUUCACUAUAGAAGAAAAAAUAAUGUCAGCAAAUACUGUUACAAAUUGCGUAGAAUAUUGAUACGAAAUUUAUUUGAUAGGAUUUUAAUAUGAAGGCACAAUAGGCAAUUAACUGCAGUUUAUUUGAUUGCAUGUAAUUACUUCAUACGUGAUUAGAAAUGAAAAAAUAUAAUGAUAAGAUACACACAAGUUAAAGCUAUAGUCGGUUGACCCAGAUCACCGAUGAUCUAACACUGUUUAUACGUGGAGAAAAGCUGUAUACAUGUAAACAAGUUUAUGUACAUUGUAUAGGUUUAACAAAAACGACAAGUGAACAAAAUGUCGACAGAGGAAAAGAAACCGGUUCUUAUACCAAUGGAUGGAAGUGAACAUGCGGAUUAUGCGUUUAAUUGGUAUAUGGAGCAUUUACACAAACCAGACCAUUACGUAGUAUUGUUACAUGUGCCAGAACGACAUACUUUCAUGGCAGGACCUCUUGGGGGAACAACUGAUGUGGAGUCUAUCCAGCUUAUGAUACAAGAAGAAGAAGCCAAGGAAAAAGCUUUUCUAGAGAAACUCGCUCAAAAGCUCAAAGAUGGUGGUAUUGGAGGCAAGGUGAAAAGUGUAGCGGGAAAACCUGGCGAAGUAAUAUGUACAGUGGCGGAAGACGAGCAUGCUUUUUUUAUCAUCUGCGGGUCACGUGGAAAAGGCACCUUCCGUCGGACGUUUCUAGGAAGCAUAAGUGACUACGUUCUGCAUCAUUCCCACAUUCCUGUUUUCAUUUGUAAACAUAAGGACUUGUGCAAAGAACAUGUAUCAUCACCAUCUCUGAAAGAAAAAUUCAUGAAUUCGCCUCUGUUCAGACGAAAGGAUAAGGAAUCGCCGAAGAAUUCCCCUAAAGGUGGAAGAAAGAAGACUGACUCCGAGUCGGCAGAAUAAUUUAUUCGCAAGACAUUUAACUUUUUUUUUUAUUUUAUUGUCACAUUUUAUACAGUCCCCUAUAUUUGUCAAUUUCCGUGCAAUAUCUAUACAUGGCGUAUAUAAACCGGAAUUUCGAUCUCUUGUUUUUUUGUCAAAAUCUGUCAUUUUAUGCUACUAAUGAAAAUGAUAGUAGUUUUGAAUUUCGAUACUGAUCCACAACGACAUUCAGAGGUAUUGAAAUCCACAGGCAUAUUAUGUAUUUCAUAUCAUUUGAUAUCUUUAACUGUUUGUGUAAAGUGUUUUACGGUGUACAUCUAAUUCAUUGACUUCUACCGGAAGUCUUCUUUAAAAUAAAGUUUUGAUUAAAUAUUUA